AUGGAAUUUCCCUUUGGGUCCCUGGAAACCAACUUCCGUCGAUUCACUCCAGAGUCCCUGGUGGAGAUUGAAAAGCGAAUUGCUGCCAGGCGGGCAGCCAAGAAAGCCAAAGAUAAGCACAAGGAGCAGAAGGACCACAAAGAGAAGCCGCGGCCCCAGUUAGAUUUGAAAGCUUGCAACCAGCUGGCCAAGUUCUACGGUGAACUCCCUGCAGAGCUGGUCGGGGAGCCCCUGGAGGAUCUGGACCCCUUCUACAGCACGCACCGGACAUUUAUGGUCCUGAACAAACGGAGGACCAUUUCCCGGUUCAGUGCCACUCGGGCCCUGUGUUUAUUCAGCCCUUUCAACCUGAUCAGAAGAACAGCCAUCAAAGUGUCUGUCCACUCGUGGUUCAGUCUAUUCAUCACCGUCACUAUUCUGGCCAACUGCGCCUGCAUGACACAGACGGAACUUCCGGACAGGAUCGAGUACGUCUUCACUGUCAUUUACACCUUUGAAGCCUUGAUAAAGAUACUGGCAAGAGGAUUCUGUCUAAAUGAGUUCACUUACCUGCGAGAUCCUUGGAACUGGCUGGAUUUUAGCGUCAUCACCCUGGCGUACAUUGGUGAAGCAAUAGAUCUCCGAGGGAUCUCGGGCCUGCGGACGUUCCGUGUUCUGAGAGCUCUAAAGACUGUUUCUGUGAUCCCGGGACUGAAGGUCAUUGUGGGGGCUCUGAUCCACUCCGUGCGGAAGCUGGCAGAUGUGACCAUCCUCACCAUCUUCUGCCUGAGUGUCUUUGCCUUGGUGGGCCUGCAGCUCUUCAAGGGCAACCUCAAGAACAAAUGUGUCAAGAAUUGCAUAGCUCUCAACGAGACAGCCAAUUCCUCCUCUUACAGAAAAGACAAGCUUCAUGUCUUCCUCUCUUUUUCAGAUUUCUACUUCAAGAAGAAUGGCACUGCUGAUCCCUUACUGUGUGGCAAUGGAUCUGAUGCAGGCCGCUGCCCUACCGGUUAUUUGUGCCUUAAAACAUCUGACAACCCGGAUUUUAACUACACCAGCUUUGACUCCUUCGCUUGGGCUUUCCUCUCCCUGUUCCGCCUCAUGACACAGGAUUCCUGGGAACGCCUCUACCAGCAGACCCUGAGGGCUUCUGGGAAAAUGUACAUGAUCUUCUUCGUGCUUGUCAUAUUCCUGGGGUCUUUCUACCUGGUCAACUUGAUCUUGGCUGUGGUCACCAUGGCCUAUGAGGAGCAGAACCAGGCAACCAUUGAUGAAAUUGAAGCCAAGGAGAAGUUCCUGGAGACCCUCGAGAUGAUCCGGAAGGAGCAGGAGGUGCUGGCAGCCCUGGGGAUUGACACGGCCUCUCUCCACUCCCACAAUGGGUCACCUUUAGGCUCCAAAAAUGCCAGCGAGCAAAAGCACAGAACGAAGCCAAGGGUGUCAGAGGGCUCCAUAGACAACAACAGGUCACCCCAAUCUGACCCUUACACCCAGCACACAAAGUCUUUCCUAGGCAGUGCCUCUGGGAGACGCCGGGCUAGCCAUGGCAGUGUGUUCCGUUUCCGGGCCCCUGGUCAAGACAUCUCACUCCCUGAGGGGGCCACAGAUGAUGAAGUCUUUCUUGGAGACAGUGGAAGCCAUCGGGGCUCCCUGCUGCUGGGUGGAGGCGCUGACCAGCAAGGCCCCCUCCCUGGGAGCCCACUACCCCAGCCCUCCACCCCUGGCUCAGUGCACGGAGAAGGACAGCCCGCAUUGCCCACCGGUGAGCUUGGCCCUGGAGUCGCUGAUGUCUCGCAGGCGGAUGCAGGACAGAAGGCGGCUUUCUUAUCGGCAGAAUACUUGAAUGAACCUUUCCGCGCCCAAAGGGCAAUGAGUGUUGUCAGCAUCAUGACUUCUGUCCUCGAGGAACUCGAGGAGUCUGAGCAGAGGUGCCCACCCUGCUUCACCAGGUUGGCACAGAAGUAUCUGAUCUGGGAGUGCUGCCCCACAUGGAUAAAACUCAAGACACUCCUCUUUAAGGCUGUGACAGACCCCUUUUCGGAGCUCACUAUCACCCUGUGCAUCGUGGUGAACACCAUCUUCAUGGCCAUGGAGCACCACGGCAUGAGCCUCGCCUUUGAAACCAUGCUUCAGAUAGGCAACAUCGUCUUCACCAUGUUUUUCACUGCUGAAAUGGUCUUCAAAAUCAUUGCCUUUGACCCCUACUAUUACUUCCAGAAAAGGUGGAAUAUCUUCGACUGCAUCAUCGUCACCGUGAGCCUGAUAGAGCUGGGCGCGGCCAAGAAGGGAAGCCUCUCGGUGCUGCGGACCUUCCGCUUGCUGAGGGUCUUCAAGCUGGCCAAGUCCUGGCCAACCUUGAACACGCUCAUCAAGAUCAUCGGAAACUCAGUGGGGGCGCUGGGGAACCUCACCAUCAUCCUGGCCAUCAUCGUCUUCGUCUUUGCGCUGGUUGGCAAGCAGAUCCUUGGGGAUAACUACCGCGACUUCCGGCGCAACAUCUCCGCACCCGGAGAGGAGUGGCCGCGCUGGCACAUGAUAGACUUCUUUCACUCCUUCCUCAUUGUCUUCCGGAUCCUCUGCGGGGAGUGGAUUGAGAACAUGUGGGCCUGCAUGGAGGUCGGCCAGAAGUCCAUAUGCCUCAUCCUCUUCCUGACCGUGCUGGUGCUGGGGAACCUGGUGGUGCUCAACCUGUUCAUCGCUCUGCUGCUGAACUCUUUCAGCGCUGACAGCCUCACAGCCCCAGAGGAUGAUGGGGAGAUGCACAACCUGCAUGUGGCCCUGGCUCGGAUCCGGGCGCUUGGUCGUUGCCGGCGGAAGGCCCUUCAAAGCACCAUUGGCUGGCCCCGCCUGCUGCCAUGGCCCAAGGCAGAGCCCCAGCUGGUGGUGAAACUCCCAUUGUCCAGCUCCAAAGCUGAGAACACUGGUGCUGCCAGCACAGCUGGGGGCAGCCCCAAAAGGCCCCCAGUUCCCAGGGACGCUACCAGUGACAACAGUGACUUCAUCACCAACCCAAACAUAUGGGUCUCUGUGCCCAUUGCCGAGGGUGAGCCUGACCUUGAUGCCCAGGAGGAUGAUGGGGAAGAGGAGGCUGGGAGCUCCAGUCAGGAAAGCAUCCCCCCAGGACAGCAGGAGCAGCUGCAGCAUGUCAGGGGGCACCAGGACCCCCUGGCACCCAGAAGCCCAGGCUCUGGAACAUCCUCCCAGGAUCUGGCUCCAUACCUGAGUGAGGAGUGGAAAGACCAGGCUGCUGCCGAGGCCCCUGCAGAGGGAGUGGACAGCACAAGCUCCUCAGAAGGCAGCACGGUGGACUGCCUGGAUCCUGAGGCCCUGAGGAAGCUCUCUGAGCUGGUGGAUGACCUCGAAGUACCGGAUGACUGCUUCACAGCAGGCUGCAUCCGCCACUGUCCCUGCUGCACAGUGACCACCACCGAGUUUCCGUGGGCCGUGGGCUGGCAGCUGCGCAAGACCUGCCACCGCAUCGUGGAGCACAGCUGGUUCGAGAGCUUCAUCAUCUUCAUGAUCCUGCUCAGCAGCGGGUCUCUGGCCUUCGAAGACUACUACCUUGACCAGAAGCCCACGGUGCAGGCCUUGCUCGAGUACACCGACAGGGUGUUCACGUUCAUCUUCGUGCUGGAGAUGCUGCUCAAGUGGGUGGCCUACGGCUUCACAAAUUACUUCACCAACGCCUGGUGCUGGCUGGACUUCCUCAUCGUGAACAUCUCGCUGACAAGCCUCAUAGCGAAGACCCUGCAGUAUUCUGAUGUGGCGUCCAUCAAAGCCCUUCGGACCCUCCGCGCCCUGCGGCCACUGCGGGCUCUGUCUCGAUUUGAAGGCAUGCGGGUGGUGGUGGACGCCCUGGUGGGCGCCAUCCCGUCCAUCAUGAACGUCCUCCUCGUCUGCCUCAUCUUCUGGCUCAUCUUCAGCAUCAUGGGUGUGAACCUCUUCGCGGGGAGGUUUGGGAGGUGCAUCAACCACACCGAGGGAGGAUUUUCUCUUUUGCCUUCAUCUGUUGUGAAUAACAAGACUGAGUGCGAAAAUCAAAACUACACUGGCAGCUUCUUCUGGGUCAACGUGAAGGUCAACUUUGACAACGUUGCAAUGGGUUACCUCGCACUUCUGCAGGUGGCAACCUUUAAAGGCUGGAUGGACAUCAUGUAUGCGGCGGUGGAUUCCCGAGAUGUGAACUUGCAGCCCAAGUGGGAGGAGAACUUGUACAUGUACUUGUACUUUGUCAUCUUCAUCAUUUUCGGCGGCUUCUUCACACUCAAUCUCUUCGUCGGGGUCAUAAUUGACAACUUCAAUCAACAGAAAAGAAAGUUAGGGGGCCAGGAUAUCUUCAUGACAGAAGAGCAGAAAAAGUACUACAACGCCAUGAAGAAGCUGGGCUCCAAGAAGCCGCAGAAGCCCAUCCCGCGGCCCCUGAACAAGUACCAGGGCUUCGUGUUUGACAUUGUGACCAGACGGGCUUUUGACAUCAGCAUCACGGUCCUCAUCUGCCUCAACAUGGUCACCAUGAUGGUGGAGACGGACGAGCAGGGCGAAGAGAAGGCAAGAAUCCUCAGCGCAAUCAACCAGUUCUUUGUGGCUGUCUUCACGGGCGAGUGUGUCAUGAAGAUGUUCGCCCUGCGGCAUUACUACUUCACCAGCGGCUGGAACGUGUUUGACUUCAUCGUGGUGGCCCUCUCCAUCGGGAGCCUGGUGUUUUCCGCAAUUCUUACAUCACUUGAAAAGUUCUUCUCCCCAACGCUCUUCCGAGUCAUCCGCCUGGCCCGCAUCGGCCGCAUCCUCCGGCUGAUCCGAGGGGCUAAGGGGAUCCGCACGCUGCUCUUCGCCCUCAUGAUGUCCCUGCCGGCCCUCUUCAACAUUGGCUUGCUGCUCUUCCUGGUCAUGUUCAUCUACUCCAUCUUUGGCAUGGCCAGCUUCGCUUACGUCAAGUGGGAAGCUGGCAUCGACGACAUGUUCAACUUCCAGACCUUCGCCAACAGCAUGCUGUGCCUCUUCCAGAUCACCACUUCGGCGGGCUGGGAUGGUCUCCUCAGCCCCAUCCUCAACACCGGGCCACCCUACUGCGACCCCAACCUGCCCAACAGCAACGGCUCCCGUGGGGACUGUGGGAGCCCGGCUGUGGGCAUCCUCUUCUUCACCACCUACAUCAUCAUCUCCUUCCUCAUCGUGGUCAACAUGUACAUCGCAGUGAUUCUGGAGAACUUCAGCGUGGCCACAGAGGAGAGCACCGAGCCCCUGAGUGAGGACGACUUCGACAUGUUCUACGAGACCUGGGAGAAGUUCGACCCGGAGGCCACCCAGUUCAUUGCCUUUUCUGCCCUCCCAGACUUUGCUGACACCCUCUCUGGCCCCCUGAGAAUCCCAAAACCCAAUCAGAAUAUAUUAAUCCAGAUGGACCUGCCCUUGGUCCCUGGAGAUAAGAUCCACUGUCUGGACAUCCUUUUUGCCUUCACCAAGAAUGUUCUGGGAGAAUCUGGGGAGUUGGAUUCUCUGAAGGCGAAUAUUGAAGAGAAGUUUAUGGCAACCAAUCUUUCAAAAGCAUCUUAUGAACCAAUAGCAACCACCCUCCGGUGGAAGCAAGAAGACAUUUCAGCCACUGUCAUCCAGAAGGCCUAUCGGAACUAUGUGCUGCACCGCUCCGAGACAAUCGCCAACCCCCCAGCUGUGCCCAGGGCUGAGGAGGAGGCUGUGUCACAGCCAGAUGAAGACUUUGUUGCAUUCAUGGCAGAUGUGCUCCCAGACAAACCCGAAACUGCCUCUGUCACAUCUUUCCCACCAUCCUAUGACAGUGUCACUAGAGGCCUUAGUGAUCAAGUCAACAUGAGUAUAUGUAACCCAAUGCAGAAUGAAGAUGAAGCUACCAGAAAGGAAGCAACUGCCCCUGGGCCCUAGGGGACAUGCCAGCAUGCACACACCAGUUCUGAUGUGACCUCCUGCUCUGUGAUAAC
Manis pentadactyla (Chinese pangolin) is the source of this 5933-nucleotide messenger RNA. RefSeq names its product sodium voltage-gated channel alpha subunit 10 (gene SCN10A). The record is from RefSeq and is a predicted model, not a curated record. The transcript is spliced from 27 exons. The coding region runs from base 1 to 5877 and encodes 1958 amino acids. Gene Ontology annotation, cellular component: plasma membrane; axon; voltage-gated sodium channel complex. Gene Ontology annotation, biological process: regulation of atrial cardiac muscle cell membrane depolarization; neuronal action potential; regulation of heart rate. Gene Ontology annotation, molecular function: voltage-gated sodium channel activity involved in cardiac muscle cell action potential. NCBI's taxonomy places the organism in Eukaryota, Metazoa, Chordata, Mammalia, Pholidota, Manidae.